Messenger RNA from Cuscuta epithymum, 1009 nucleotides. Lineage: Eukaryota; Viridiplantae; Streptophyta; Magnoliopsida; Solanales; Convolvulaceae. The record is from the annotation of a GenBank genome assembly.
UUCAUCAUUUGCGGACGGACCUAGCGUAAACCGCUAGGGUUUUAAUCAACGGCAGCGUCUUUGACGAGCGGCCAGUGAGUUUGAACAGGUUACCAGAGUAUUUGCCUGCAGAGGUUUAUUGCAGGGGGUGGCUUAUCGCCUAGUAUUGGGUCGCUGCCAACUGAGGGUGCUUGCCGAAAUCAAUUGUGCCUGCUUUAAUUGCUGGCUGCGCGAUCCAGUUGCCGCUGUUGCGAUUCAAAGAAGGUAAGUUGGUGUAGUCAAUUUGCUGGUUGUUUACAAAUUGCUGCAAACAUGGGAGCGGUUGGUUGGAUUAGCAGGUGUUUGGGCAAUUUAGCAUCACUGUUGAGAUUUGAUUUACCUAUGCUUGGUUUGUCAAUUUUGAUUUUAUUGAUGAGUGUGAUGGAAGCGACACCGGCAGUUUUUGAUCCAGAGGGAACGGGCUUGGUGAAAGGGGCGACUCAGUGGGUGGCAAUUCGGGGUUGUUUGACGGCGGGAAAAUAUCAUCUAGCCAUGGAUAGAUUGAUGUGGUGGUAUGAAGAAUUCCCAAUGCAAGUGAUGAAGGAAGAGCAGGGAGUGUUAUUGAUUCGUCCCCCUCCUGAACCGCCGUCUUGGAGUGAUCGAGAGAGGCCACGAUUUGGUGGAAGAUGAAGAUUUCAAAAAGAGUUUGGAGUUUUAUCAAUUAUUUUAUUUUUUAUGGGUUUCUUUUUGUGUUUUGCUUAUUUACGAUGUUCUAUUUUUUUUAUUAAUUUCUCUAGUCUUAGGCCUAAAAUAAUGAGGGACAAUUCCGCUAGAUAUUAUAUUGUUAUAAGGAUCGAUAUAGCCAGUGAGUGCUGCAUACUCGUUUGGUGGUUAGCGAUUCAUAUCGCUCUUUCAAGGGUGGUCGCUUCUAUGUCUAACCGUAGAAUUGAUAGUGAUAGUUGGGUACAGAUUGUAGUUGUCAGUAUAGAUGUCUUUGAAUUUGAUGUAACGAUCCGAACCCUAAUGAUAUUAAUAUAAGUAGUUUUCCUUU